Messenger RNA from Dictyostelium purpureum, 204 nucleotides. RefSeq lists its product as uncharacterized. The transcript has a single exon. The record is from RefSeq and is a predicted model, not a curated record. Bases 1 to 204 code for a protein of 67 amino acids. Lineage: Eukaryota; Evosea; Eumycetozoa; Dictyosteliales; Dictyosteliaceae. Gene Ontology annotation, molecular function: nucleic acid binding.
AUGACAACUGUAGUUCGCAUACAGCAAAGAGUGAAACAAUAUUUAGAAGAAAAUAAUACACAAGUUUAUCCAUUACCACCCUACAGUCUAGAUAUUAAUAUAAUUGAAAAUAUUUGGUCAAUUGUUAAAGAAAGGGUAUCAAAAAAAAUGUUUCGUGACCCAUCACAAGACCUAGUUCAGGUAUGUCAAGAUGCAUUUCAUUGA